AUGGAUGAAAAAGCCGGCUUGGAUGACACCGCGAGUGGGUGGUCGGAUGUGCGGCGGCGGACGUCAGACCCAGCGGCGGCGCCUUUGCGGAUGCCAUCUUUUUACUUGGCCCUCUGUCUAGGGCUCUUCACCGGCACCAACUCCCAGUUACUCGAAAUCUUCGGACUUUCCACCGGAGAUGCUGGAACUGUCGACCGACAGCCUUUCCACGACCUCGCCAGGUACAUCUUAUCACUCGUUCGUCCUAAUUUCGCGCCGAUUAACCUGAUGAUCUCGUUUGCAGCCAAUCCGCCGGCUUGAUCAAUUAUCUGCAAACUAUUCAGAAAAACCCAAACAACGACUUGAAUAAAAGGUUCGGAUGUGUGAAAGUAAAAAAACGAAAAAAAUGGUUAUUUUUUUCCCUCACAUUGGUUUUUCUGCUGCGUCCUGAAAAAAAUAAACCUCUGAAAAAUUCAGAAAAAAAGCAUAAAAAAAUCACAAAUUUUUUUAAGUUCACUCAAAUAAAGGCAAAAAAAUCUUUUUUUCGGACUUCGAUAAAUAAAUCCAUUUCUGUUCUCUUCUCUUUUUUUCCGAUCUUCAGAAUUGAUUACCAGGCUGAAAGAAGGAACGGGUGGACUCCCUAGAGUCAACUUCAUCGAAGGACUCCCAGUACUACCAGGAGUUGUGGGAAGUCUUCCAGGAGCUGGAUCGUGCCUUCCUCGAGGUUCUCCCUUGGUCAAAGACAAGUGAAUUUCCCUUCUUUUUUCUCUAUCAAGUCCUUUUAUUUCAGGUCCCCAAGUUUCUUCCAGAACAUUCUGAGAAACAUCCCAGGAGCUCAAGAUUACUUGGCUAGUUUAUUGCCGUCACCUAAAGUCAAUGUGAAGUCGCUUUAUGGAAAAUUCCAAUGGGUACUGUGAAUUAUUCAAAAUCGAAAAAACGAAUGAGAUUUAGGCUUUGGACACUCCAUCUGUACAUAAUCGGUUCUGUUCUAUGACUGAAUGUAGGAUUCAAAAAAACCUAUUAUUCUAAUUGAAAAUUUUAGUCCUACCCCAAGCAGAAGCAGGAAACUCAUCUGCCUUCUCAAUUCAGGAAAAGUUCCGGUCCAAUAGUGAAUCGGGAGGUGAAAAGGUGAUUUUUUUUUAAAUCCUUGUCGCAUACGAAAUUGCUUGUUGACUGAGACAAUAUUGUUUUGGAGCACCUUUACUAAAAAAUAUCACAAUCCGCCGAGUUUAAUUACAUUGAAGCUCUGAAAAACUGUAAUUCAAAAUUGGAAGAUAAAAUUUUAAUCGGUUCGGAAAAUUAUCUUCACACAUGGUUUGAAAAAUAAGCUAUUUCUUGUACAAUCUCUUUGUUUCAUGGUUUUGAAUGUAUUCCGAAGUCUGAAUGAUGUUUUUUCAGGUCGCCUUUGGCUACGGGAUCAUCCACAAGGAAAGAACCUACGUUUACAUGCAGGAUGAUCCAUGUCCUUGUAGGUUUUUUUUCUAUAGUCUGUGUGCCACGAUUUGAAAUUUCACGGAACGACAUUCCGCUGUUCCGCUGCGUUGCGAAGCGUCUUUACGAGCCUCGGUCUCGCUUUGAAUUGGUUCUAAUUUCUGAUAGAUGGACUGUUCCACCAGGAACUCGAGUUGGUCGAGUUCUUAAAUGAAAUGAAAAAAUUAAAGGCGCGCAAAGGCACGCAGCGGAACAGCGGAAUGUCGUUCGGUGAAAUUCCAAGUCGUGGUACACAGACUAUAAUAACUUGCCUCAUGCUAACUUUUCAGAUCAAAUCGUGACGGUUGGUCCAAUCAACGAUGAGACGAAUCAGUAUGAAUAUGUGAUCUUGUCGAAUUGGGCAAGGUUCCCGAUUAUUGGCCUUGUUCGAGAUCUGCGGACCUUCUAUGCGAAGUAUAAGGAUCAGUUAGAAGAUCAGUUGGAUAAGGACGGCUUCAACAAUGAAAUCACCGGGUCAGCUUUUGAAAAACUUUUUUUGAUUUCGAAUACUGAAAGUUAAAACUAAGCUCAAAAGAAAACGGGUUUUCAAAACUUCUUGGCGGCUCGAGUCAAUAUUUAUUGAGGAUUUGGAAUGAAUAGCGGAAAAUUCUGCAAAAGUUUUCCUUAUGAUUUCUGUUCCAAACCAGCAAUGAAUGGAGUUUAGUGUCCAAUGAUUAUUGGUUGAUUCGCCUGUGAUUUGUCACUAGAUCCACUUUUUUUCCUGGAGAAUGUUGCAACGUAUUGAAUGACGACAGGAAACACAUUUACGCAAUCGAAAGCGUCCCGCGUGAAUCACGCAAUAUCCGCGCUUUGGAGCUGGUUUUUCCGGCGUUUAUCACAAGAGAUUGCAGCAAUUCGAACAUCCACUACGCCGACUGGUCAAAGUGUCGGCCCGCCACGCCGAUCAACUACAUUCAGAACGUACUGGCUGACCUUUUCGGCUGA
Messenger RNA from Caenorhabditis auriculariae, 2394 nucleotides. Lineage: Eukaryota; Metazoa; Nematoda; Chromadorea; Rhabditida; Rhabditidae. The record is from the annotation of a GenBank genome assembly.